This is a messenger RNA of Macroventuria anomochaeta, 624 nucleotides long. RefSeq names its product cytochrome b5. The transcript has a single exon. Gene Ontology annotation, molecular function: heme binding. Lineage: Eukaryota; Fungi; Ascomycota; Dothideomycetes; Pleosporales; Didymellaceae. The record is from RefSeq and is a predicted model, not a curated record. The coding region runs from base 1 to 624 and encodes 207 amino acids.
AUGGCCCCGCCGCCACGAGUCUCCCCUUCCAGUCUACGUCCCCUGCCCACCGCACCCGCGUCUCAAGGCCUCAACGCGCCCGCCACCGCUCUCGCCCCGCCUCGCGGUCCCGCCGCACCAGGCCUCGUCCCAAACCGCGGCCCCAUCCCGAACAGAGGCCCACCCACCUCAACCGGCUCUCUUGCUCCACCACCCUCAGCCACGCCCAACGCCAUCAAGACGCCCAACGCACGAAACAAAGUGCUGCUCACACCCGGCCACUCGCCCCUCGACUGGGCAAAUCUACAGCGGAGCCGCAGCAACCUGUCGGGUGUCAGCUCGCUUGUGCGCGUCACGCCUUCGAUGCUGAAAUUCAUGAAUGGCCGCAAGGACAAGGAAACAGGGAAGAUGAAGGAUGCGUGGAGUGCUUAUCAGGGCAAGGUGUACAACAUCAGUCCCUACCUGCCCUACCACCCCGGCGGCGAAGGCGAACUUAGAAGAGCAGCUGGCAAAGACGGCACGAAGCUGUUCAUGGAAGUACAUCCGUGGGUCAACUGGGAGAACAUGUUGGGUGAGUGUAUGGUUGGCAUCCUCGUGACUGAGGAACAGGCACCCGCCAAAAGCAACCUGGAGGACAUGGACUAG